Molecule: messenger RNA, 431 nt
Organism: Laetiporus sulphureus 93-53
Lineage: Eukaryota; Fungi; Basidiomycota; Agaricomycetes; Polyporales; Laetiporaceae
Exons: 2
Coding region: 95-322 (75 amino acids)
Source: RefSeq, a predicted model, not a curated record
CUCAGGAUACUUCUAUUCAUGAUGCAGCUAUGCUGAUAUUCCACAGCUCCGGUCCGGAUUCACAGCGCUCCGCUUGUGAAGUUAUGCUCUCAGGAUGCAUCGCAGUUCGCGAUGCAUGGAAGAACGAAAAUAUCAACGUCAACGUUUGAGGAUGUCGAUGUGCGUUACGGCAUUUCCCACAUGCAUAGCAAGUCUUGCUUGUCGUUUGCAAAACAAUUCUAAUGUGCGGCGCCGCGUGGUCAAUGACAUUCCUAGGAAGCCUUCUCGUGUUGUAGCCGCUUCAUGUGAGAAAGUGACUGUAUCUACGAUUGCAUCAUACUAAAACGAGUCCAUCAUGGUGAGCAGUCACGAUUGGCAUGUGCUCUGAUAUGCUUCUCAGGCUUUAUGAGAAUACGCUCCAUCAAGCUCCGACCUGCUUCUCAAACGCUUUA